AUGGCUUCACUGGAAGAGGUCCAAGAAGCAGAUUCCAGUCCUGGAGCCAUUGAAAUUGUUUCUGCAAGGGAAGAUGAACCACCAAGUUCUGAGCUAUGCUCAUUCUUCAAAAGGAUUUUCUGCAUACAGGAAGGAAAAGUAGAUCCUAGUAAAAAUGGAAAUGAGGACAUCCCAACACCUCAGUGCCAUGUUUUCAUCCCGCUAAGACUGCUUCCCCUUCUCCUUGCCUUAUUGGUCACAGCGAUCAUGGCAGUUGCAAUUGGCCUGGGUGCUUACUUCAACUGCAGUGGGAGAUUUCGGUGCACAUCAUCUUUUAAAUGUAUUGCUCAAACUGCAAGGUGUGAUGGCGUCUUCAACUGUAAAGAUGGAGAGGAUGAAUACAGAUGUGUCAGACUGAGUGGCAAGGAGGCUGUGCUGCAGGUGUUCAGUUUUGGAACUUGGAGGACUAUGUGUUCAGAUGACUGGAAGGCUGGCUAUGGCAGUGUUACAUGCAAGUACUUAGGCUUCUCCAGUUUUUUGAGUUCAGCCGACUUUCCUGUGGCUGCCGUUGAAGAUGAGUUUCAGAAGUAUUUUGUUACAGCAAAUCAAUGGUUAUCAGCUGAUCAGCUGACAUCUCCACAGAAUGCUACCUACCUACGAGAAGAGUGUGCCUCCGGGAAUGUGAUAGUCUUAAAAUGUUUGGCAUGUGGCAGUCGGUCCAGGUAUUCUUCGCGCAUUGUUGGAGGAAAUGCCUCAUUGCCACACCAAUGGCCAUGGCAAGCUAGCCUUCAGUUUCAAGGCUACCAUUUAUGUGGUGGAUCCAUCAUCACCUCCUGGUGGGUUCUGACAGCAGCUCACUGUGUCUAUGAUCUGUAUUUGCCUCCCGCUUGGAGUGUGCAUGUGGGUUUUGUAAUGCUGGAAGAAAAUUCUGUUAAUUCAUAUGUAGUGGACAAAAUAAUAUACCAUAAAAAUUAUAAGCCUAAAACAAUGAAGAAUGACAUCGCGUUGAUUAAGCUGGCCAAUCCACUUGUUCUAAAUGGUCUCAUAGAGCCAAUUUGUCUUCCUAAUUUUGGAGAACAUUUUCCAGAAGGGAAAAUGUGUUGGAUAUCAGGAUGGGGAGCAAUGGAAGAAGGAGGUGACACUUCAGAGACCAUGAAUUAUGCUGGUGUUCCUUUGAUUUCUAACAAAGUCUGCAACCACAGGGAGGUCUAUGGAGGAAUUGUAGCUUCAUCAAUGCUCUGUGCAGGAUAUUUAAAGGGAGGCAUAGAUACAUGCCAGGGAGAUAGUGGAGGACCAUUGGUAUGUGAAGACCUGAAUACUUGGAAGCUGGUGGGAACUACCAGCUUUGGGGUGGGCUGCGCUGAAGAAAAUAAACCAGGGGUCUACAGUCGCAUCACUUCAUUUUUGGAUUGGAUACAUGAACAGAUGGAGAGAGAAGAAUGGGAGAGAGGAGGCUAGCAUCAUUACCAAAAGCCCUACAAAAAGUUUUAUAAAGAGCCAGCAU
Molecule: messenger RNA, 1483 nt
Organism: Pogona vitticeps (central bearded dragon)
Lineage: Eukaryota; Metazoa; Chordata; Lepidosauria; Squamata; Agamidae
Source: RefSeq, a predicted model, not a curated record